AUGUCGUCGAACACGCUCAGCAUAUCCUCAACCCUUCCACUCCUUAACUCGUCCGCCAAAAUCCCCCAACUUGGCUUCGGCGUGUACCUGUCUCCCGCAUCAACAUGUGUCAACUCCUGCCUCAAGGCUCUCGAAGCUGGAUACCGUCACAUUGACACGGCUCAGUAUUAUGAUAACGAAACCGAUGUCGGGCGUGCACUCCGCGAGUCCAAACUGUCGCGUGAAGAGGUCUUCAUCACCAGCAAGAUUCUCAGCGCGGGCAGUGAUGUCGAGUCGACAUACCAGAAGAUCGUGGAGAGUGUAGAGAAGCUUGCUGGAAAAGACGGCUACGUGGACUUGUUCCUUAUCCACACACCCAACGGAGGCGCAGAAAGCAGGAAGCUGAUGUGGCUGGCACUGGAGAAGGCGAAGGAGGAGAAGAUAGUGCGAGAUAUUGGCGUGAGCAACUACGGUAUCCAGCACAUUGAGGAGAUCAAGUCAAUUGGCAAAGUAUGGCCACCGACCGUCAACCAGAUCGAGCUUCACCCAUGGUGCCAACAACGCGACGCUGUUGAGUACUGCCAGAAGAAAAACAUCGUUGUCGAAGCCUACUGCCCUCUUGUCCGCAACCAAAAGGCCGAUGACGAGACCCUGCUCAGCAUCUGCAAGAAGCACAAGGUGGGCCCAAAUCAAGUGCUCGUACGCUGGAGCCUGCAGAAGGGAUGGGUGCCCCUACCCAAGAGCGACACUCCCUCCCGGAUCGUCAACAACGCUGAGAUCUACGGCUUCGAGCUGGACUCUGACGAUAUGGCGAAGCUGGAUGGGUUGGAUCAGGGCAGCAAGGGUUCAAUCGUUCAGGCCGUCAGUAACGAGUAG
Molecule: messenger RNA, 855 nt
Organism: Dothidotthia symphoricarpi CBS 119687
Lineage: Eukaryota; Fungi; Ascomycota; Dothideomycetes; Pleosporales; Dothidotthiaceae
Product: Aldo/keto reductase
Exons: 2
Coding region: 1-855 (284 amino acids)
Molecular function (GO): oxidoreductase activity
Source: RefSeq, a predicted model, not a curated record